Callorhinchus milii (elephant shark) is the source of this 6535-nucleotide messenger RNA. RefSeq names its product arf-GAP with SH3 domain, ANK repeat and PH domain-containing protein 1. Gene Ontology annotation, molecular function: GTPase activator activity; protein binding. The transcript is spliced from 31 exons. The record is from RefSeq and is a predicted model, not a curated record. Bases 109 to 3717 code for a protein of 1202 amino acids. Lineage: Eukaryota; Metazoa; Chordata; Chondrichthyes; Chimaeriformes; Callorhinchidae. Gene Ontology annotation, biological process: positive regulation of GTPase activity. Gene Ontology annotation, cellular component: cytoplasm.
GAGGAUCCGAGGACGAAAGAUGGUAUAAUGGCAAUGCAUCUCAUAUGUAAACUUUGGUUUGGAAGAAAAACAGUUGCAGCACUGGUGGGUUUCGUUGUGAAAUAAACCAUGAGGUCUUCAUCUUCUAGGAUCUCAACAUUCUCUUCAAGGGAUUCAUUAUGGAACAGGAUGCCCGAUCAAAUCUCGGUGCCCGAGUUCAUCGCUGAGACGACGGAGGAUUACAACUCGCCCACCACGUCCAGCUUCACCACCAAACUGGUCAACUGCAGGAACACGGUGACCCUACUGGAGGAGGCAUUGGAUUUGGACAAAAAUGCACUACAGAAAGUGAAGAAAUCUGCAAAAGCAAUAAACAUUUCAGUUCAAGAACAUGUGCAAAAUGAAGAGAACUAUGCACAAGCACUGGAUAAAUUUGGUAGUAAUUUUUUAAGCCGUGAUAAUCCAGAUCUUGGAACAGCUUUUGUUAAAUUUUCCACUCUCACCAAGGAACUCUCAACAUUGCUGAAAAAUCUGCUGCACAAUCUUAGCCACAAUGUCAUCUUCACUUUGGAUUCAUUAUUAAAGGGAGACCUAAAAGAUGUCAAAGGGGAUCUGAAGAAACCUUUUGACAAAGCAUGGAAGGAUUAUGAAACAAAGUUUGCUAAAAUUGAAAAAGAGAAAAGAGAGCACGCAAAGCAACAUGGAAUGAUUCGGACUGAAAUCACUGGCGCUGAAAUUGCAGAAGAAAUGGAGAAGGAGCGACGACUCUUUCAGCUUCAGAUGUGUGAGUAUCUCAUUAAAGUAAAUGAGAUCAAGACAAAAAAGGGUGUGGAUUUGCUCCAGAACCUCAUCAAAUAUUACCAUGCUCAAUGCAAUUUUUUUCAGGAUGGCUUAAAAACUGCCGAUAAACUGAAGCAGUACAUUGAAAAAUUGGCUGCUGAUUUGUAUAAUAUAAAGCAAACGCAGGAUGAAGAAAAAAAGCAACUCUGCACACUUCGAGACAUGCUCAAAUCAUCAUUACAACUUGAACAUAAAGAGUCUAGGAGAGAUUCCCAAAGUAAGCAGUCGGGAUACAGUAUGCACCAACUUCAGGGAAACAAAGAGUAUGGCAGUGAAAAGAAAGGAUACCUUAUGAAAAAAAGUGAUGGCAUUAGAAAGGUUUGGCAGAGAAGAAAAUGCAACGUCAAGAAUGGCUAUCUAACUAUAUCACAUGCAACUGUGAAUAGACAACCAGCAAGACUGAAUUUACUAACUUGCCAGGUGAAACCCAGUGGCGAUGAGAAAAAAUGCUUUGAUUUAAUAUCACAUAACCGGACUUAUCAUUUCCAAGCGGAAGAUGAGCAGGACUGCCAAGUGUGGAUAUCUGUGUUAACCAACAGUAAAGAGGAAGCAUUAAACAUGGCAUUCCGAGGAGAACAAACCAGUGGAGAGAACAGCAUCGAGGACCUGACAAAAGCUAUUAUUGAAGAUGUGCAGCGCAUGCCUGGCAAUGAUAUCUGUUGCGACUGUGGAGCCCCAGAUCCAACAUGGCUUUCAACCAAUCUUGGCAUUUUGACGUGUAUAGAAUGUUCCGGGAUACACAGAGAAAUGGGAGUGCAUAUUUCUCGAAUACAAUCUCUAGAACUGGACAAAUUAGGAACCUCUGAACUCUUGCUGGCCAAGAAUUUAGGCAAUACCAGUUUUAAUGAAAUUAUGGAAGGCGAUUUACCAAAUCCGUCACCAAAGCCUAUUCCAAACAGUGACAUGACCGCACGUAAAGAAUACAUUCAUGCAAAAUAUGUAGAACAUAAGUUUGCCAGAAGGACGUGCACGUCUCCUGUAGGGAAAAUGAGUGAGUUGUUGGAAUCUGUGAAAUCCAGGGAUUUAGUUGCACUAAUCCAAGUCUAUGCAGAGGGAUUUGACCUAAUGGAGCCACUGCCAGAACCUGGACAGGAGCCAGGGGAGACGGUGCUUCAUCUAGCAGUGCGAACUGCUGACCGAACUUCACUCCACCUGGUUGACUUUCUUGUGCAAAAUGGUGGCAAUCUGGACAGACAGACUAUAAAGGGAAACACAGCUCUACAUUACUGUUGUAUCUUGGAUAAAACUGAAUGUUUAAAAUUGCUUCUUCGGGGCAAACCAAGUUUAGAUAUAGUAAACCAGAGUGGUGAGACUGCUCUUGAUAUAGUAAAAAGACUAAAACGUGUUCAAUGUGAAGAACUGCUUAAUCAAGCAGCUUUAGGAAAGAUUAAUCCUCAUAUUCAUGUAGAAUACGAGUGGCAGUUACGGCAAGAGGAAAUUGAUGAAAGUGAUGAUGACCUGGAUGAAAAGACCAGCCCUAUAAAGAAAGAGCGUUCUCCAAGGCCACAAAGCUUUUGCCAUUCGUCCAGUCUCUCUCCACAAGAUAAACUCACAAUUCCAGGCUUCGGCAGCGCACGAGACAAACAGAGGCUUUCAUAUGGAGCAUUUAGUAAUCAAAUAUAUGGGAGCAGCACAGAUUCUCCAACAUCACCAGCUGUGGAUGCCCCUCCUCUUCCUCCUAGGAAUCCAAACAAAGCUCCACCUGGCCCAGUCCCUCCUUCAACCCUUCCUGUAGGCUCCCAGAACCCAACUGGCAGCUCCACUCUAUCAAAGAAGAGACCACCACCCCCACCCCCUGGACACAAACGAACCCUAUCUGACCCUCCAAGCCCACUACCUCAUGGUCCCCAGAAUAAAGGACUGAUUCCUUGGGGUACAGAUUCUGGUCCACCACAAUCGAACAGAACAGGGAGUAAAUUUGAGGGAAUAUCUCAACAACCAUGUACUGGGUCUGGAACCACAAAAACUGCCUUAGGCCCACGAGUCCUUCCCAAACUACCUCAAAAAGUGUCCCUGAGAAAAAUUGAUAGCGUCCAUCAUGCUUCAGUGGACAAAUCUGGUUCAGAUACCUUUCAGAAGUCAACACAGGUCGGAGAUUUGCCACAAAAGCUGCAGUCUGUGGACGUGCCCCAGAAGCCGCAUGUUAUAGACUUGCCCCAGAAGCCACACGUUGCAGAUUUACCCCAGAAGCCACAUGUUGGAGAUUUACCCCAGAAGCCACAUGUUGGAGAUUUACCCCAGAAGCCACAUGUUGGAGAUUUACCCCAGAAGCCGCAUGUUGCAGAUUUACCCCAGAAGCCGCACAUUGCAGAUUUGCCCCAGAAGCCGCACAUUGCAGAUUUGCCCCAGAAGCCACACUUUGGAGACUUGCCCCAGAAACCACACCUUGGGGACUUGCCCCCGAAACCACACCUUGGGGAUUUGCCCCAGAAGCCUCAUCUUGGGGAUUUGCCCCAGAAGCCACAGUUAAAGGAACUCCCACCAAAGCCACAACCAGGAGAGAUCCCUCCAAAACCCCAGGUAGGCGAAGUCUUCCAAAAGCCCCAGCCUGCAGAGGUUUCUCAAAAGCCACCGGCUCAAGAGAUUCCUCCAAAACCACAGACAGGAGACACACCACAGAGACAACCGUCCGAGGAAGCAAAUGGUACAUCUCCCAGUCUACCUGAGACCCCUGUGCCCCUUCCUAGGAAGAUAAAUACAGCAAAGACCAAGAUUCGCCGAGUAAAAACUAUCUAUGACUGCCAGGCAGAUAACGAUGACGAGCUUACAUUUGCUGAAGGAGAAGUUAUCGUUGUAACAGGGGAAGAAGAUCAGGAGUGGUGGAUUGGUCACGUUGAGGGGUAUCCUGACAGAAGUGGUGCUUUUCCCGUGUCCUUUGUGCACAUAUUAUCUGAUUAAUGAACCAUGAGAUCCAGCGUCUCACGUUCAAGCUGUGGGGCACUUCAUUUGAUGUUGUAAAAGCGGUUGCAGCCUGCUUAUUCCUGUGCAUAUUUUGUAUAUAGCUGAUGUUCAAAAGGUCAUUUAAGGUUCACCUUGUGAGGUGAUUAUGUACUGUAUAUACUAUGUUAUUCUGCCUUUUCCAGUAUUAUAAUAGCCUUGGAACCUGGCGCGCCUUAUUCGUUGUACUGCAGCCAUCCAUGGCAUCUAGCACUUACUAAUACUGUCAAUGGGAUAUAUCUCCUGCCUGCUUGUCUGAUUAUAGACAGACACAUUUAGGAUUUUAACUGUUUAAAGCUUGACUUUUAUUGAUAUCAUCUCAGUAUUCAGAUUACAAUUACAAAAAUAAUGGUUUUGGUGAGGAUAUGUUCAGCUUUCAGUUUGCACUGGCCCCCUUGCUCCUUAUGCUUUUAACAUGGAUGCUGUGCAUACUGUUCUUAAUGUACCUGUGGGAUUAUAUGUGGUUUUAAUUGUAUGCAGUGGUCAGGCAAAUUUAUCUAUAGAGAGAAUGACUGGAAAUGUUAUUGAAAGUUUUUACCUCGUUCCGAGGAGACUUGCUAAAAUUCCGCACAUUGGUUGGUGUUAGUCGUUAUAGCAGAUAAACAUUUUGACACAAUUCAGAGUUGCUCUGAUGGUUCUGUUGAGAAUUCAGUGAAAAUUAGAGAUAGGUCUGCAGUUUUUUUAAAAGUCUGGUGUUAAGAUUUAAGAGCUAUGAUUGGGUUACCUUUUCAAGAGUUAGGUUGUUGAGGAUGAGAAAUUAAAUUAAUCAUCUGUUCACUUUUUGAAGCAUUGACCUAAACAAAGAUGCUGAGUGGGCCAAGCACCUUUAUGUUCAUUAAUGCAAUUUCUCAGUGUAAACUAAAGUAUGCCAGUACAGUUUGGAUGUUUCUGAAGAAAGUAACUAUUUAAAAACUAGCGUAUUAAGGUUCACAGGACAUUGGCAACACACGAGUCCAUUUGAGACUGACAGAAUAAAAGGUGCUGUCCAAUGCAGCAGAGGUGGUUGUGCUAAUAGAGUUGACACUUUUUUUUAUGGUAGGACUACCUGGGCAGGUUUCAAAAUUGGCAGUUAGCUAUAUUAACCCUAAUCAAGCAAUAGCAAUGCAGACGCAAGAUGCACAUUACAGACACGCACAGGCGCACGCACAGGCACACAUGCAUAGGCUCACACACGCGCGUAGAUAUACACACAUACAUAUAAAUGUAAUUAUUUUCUUAUGAAAGGUGUGCAGUUAUCAGUUUUAAAGUAUACUUCAUUGUAAAUAUGUUUACAGACCUUUUGAAACAGUACAUUAUCAAUGCAUGUGAAACUAUUGUGUAAGCUAAAGAUGCAACAACAUUGUUCUGAAAUCCAUUUUAAAUCUUCCCUCUUUCUCCAUUUGUCACCUAAAGUCAACUACCAUUAUACUGUAAUAUGCUAUGUGACAAUAGAGGUAAGGCGUGGAGAGUUGGUGAUCCACUAGGUUAUUGAGAAAGAAUGUACAAAAUUAUUUGUAUUGUGGAUAAUUGGCAAUGAAUAGUUGCUCAACUUUAAAUCUUUUUUUAAAAUUGUCUUGUGGUUGUUACAUUGUAUAGAUGAAAGAAAUUGCAUUAUUUGCACAAAUCUUGAACUGGUUAGGGAACAAAGUGACACCAUGGAUCUUAGUUUGCUUAAGGCUUUGAUAACUGUACACUUUUACAAUCAUUAUUGAUAUUGCAUUAUUUCAACUUAUUUUAGGGACCAAAAAAAUAAAUACAGUUUUUACAUUUCAUACUUGAGGGGUAGGCCUUGGUGUGCGAUCCUUAAAAUAUUCAGUAAACUGAGUUACGUUCAUCUCCAAUGACAGUAACUGAUUAUAGAAUUCUCUGAACAAUGUAAUUUAAUUGUUAAUAAAGGUACAUAUUCCUAUUAGUAGAUUUAGAUGAAAACAAGUCAAAACGUGUAAUCACCUGUGUUGAGUCGAGACUUCUGGCCUGGUGCUGUGGUGGUCUUGCAGUUUAUUGACUUGUUUAUGUAACUAACCUGUUGCCAGUACAGAUCCUCUUGUCUUCAUUGCAAAUAUAAAUUUCCAAAGCCACGGAAUAUAGCUGGCUCUCAAACUGUUUUAAAGCAAUUUGAAUCCUUCGAUUAUUGUUGUCUUGCUCGAAGGGGAAACAUGCACAAGUUACUGAUCAUAGGCUUUAUGACUCCUCCCAGUGCAUAAAUUCACAAAUUGAGUUCCUGCAUAUAACGAGCAGAGAAUUAACCAAACUACACCAAGUGAUCAUGAACAGCUGAAGAUUUGCAUUAAAUUGAGCAUUUUCAGAAGUUUGAAUUCUGAUUGGAUGUACAUUCCGCUUAAAGCCACAAUUUUAUGCUGUAAUUUCAGAUGAUUUGCUUUAUAUUUUGAAGUAAUUGUUAUAAAUGCAUAAAUUAUAACCGCAAGCCAAAUGAUAAACAGCUAUUGUGGGUUUGGCAUUUCCCUUUAGUUCUUUUAAUAAUGUAAUCCAUUUUAUCCUGUAUUAUGUGUUCCUUAAAACUGUGUAUCGGGUGGUACUGACAGCCAACUGGACAUGAAAUUGUGUGAUUUGACUGCAGUUUACCAUAUCUCAUGUAUUUCCAGUUUGAUUUUUUUUAAUUCUGUAAAACAUUUUGUUAUGGGAAGAUAUUUAAAAAGAACAAAACUGUUGUGUUCUGAUAUUGUUACAUUGCAACAUAAAAUCCUGUGACAUGUCCUAAAAGCUGAAUGUAGUUAUUUUUUUCAUUCCUGUCUUUCUCUUUCCCGCCCACCCCCCAUAAAACAAAACAUAUGAAUGCAAA